Messenger RNA from Molossus molossus (Pallas's mastiff bat), 2159 nucleotides. It is a transcript of the gene OLIG3, whose product is annotated as oligodendrocyte transcription factor 3. Gene Ontology annotation, molecular function: protein dimerization activity. Bases 208 to 1026 code for a protein of 272 amino acids. The transcript has a single exon. The record is from RefSeq and is a predicted model, not a curated record. Lineage: Eukaryota; Metazoa; Chordata; Mammalia; Chiroptera; Molossidae.
UGCACGCCCCGACUAGCUGUCCAGGAAACGGCCUAAACAGGGGAGCGGAGAGAGAAGGGCGGGGAAAGGCGGUGCCGCAGCUUCUCUUCUCACGUCUUGUCGCGGAGAAGUGGGUCGCUGGGCUGUGCACAUUUUUUUAAAUUCAAGAUUUUCUUUAAUUUCCCGCCUAAAGCCUCCCCACGAUUGAGACGCAUCCCCUGUAAUAAAAUGAAUUCUGAUUCGAGCUCUGUCUCCAGCAGAGCUUCGUCUCCGGACAUGGAUGAGAUGUAUCUGAGGGACCACCACCACCGACACCACCACCACCAGGAGAGCCGUCUCAACUCGGUCUCCUCCACACAGGGCGACAUGGUGCAGAAGAUGCCGGGGGAAAGCCUCUCGCGGGCCGGCGCCAAGGCCGCGGGUGAGAGCAGCAAGUACAAAAUCAAGAAACAGUUGUCGGAGCAGGACCUACAGCAGUUGCGGCUGAAGAUCAACGGACGCGAGCGCAAGCGGAUGCACGACCUGAACCUCGCCAUGGACGGGCUGCGCGAGGUCAUGCCCUAUGCGCACGGGCCCUCGGUGCGAAAGCUCUCCAAGAUCGCCACCCUACUGCUGGCCAGAAACUACAUCCUCAUGCUCACCAGCUCCCUGGAGGAGAUGAAGAGGUUGGUUGGAGAGAUCUACGGGGGCCACCACUCGGCCUUCCACUGCGGCACGGUGGGCCACUCGGCGGGCCACCCAGCGCACGCCGCCAACGCCGUGCACCCUGUGCACCCCAUCCUGGGCGGCGCGCUGUCGUCGAGCAAUGCCUCGUCACCGCUGUCCGCUGCCUCGCUGCCAGCCAUCGGCACCAUUCGGCCUCCGCACUCGCUGCUCAAGGCGCCCUCCACGCCGCCCGCGCUGCAGCUGGGCAGCGGCUUCCAGCACUGGGCCGGGCUGCCUUGCCCCUGCACCAUCUGCCAGAUGCCGCCGCCACCGCACCUGUCCGCUCUCUCCACAGCCAACAUGGCCCGGCUGUCGGCCGAGUCCAAGGACCUGCUCAAGUGAGCAGAGGGCCGGCCCGGCUGCGGAGGAGAAGGAAGAGCGGCGGGAGGGGCCGCGUGCCGGGCCGGGAGGGAAGGAGGAGGCUGGGCUCUCGGCUGGCGGGAGGGCGGGCGCAGGGCCCCGUGGCCUCCCACACAAGCUGAGAUCUCAGACCCCACUUGACUCCCGGAGGGAAAGGACCAAAACCAAACUGCAGUUUCCAGAUGGUAGGGAAGGGGAACGCGAACCAGACGUCGUGUGUUUUGCAUGCAUGCCUCUUUCCCCGUGCCGCGCCAGUCUUUCUCACUGCCAUAAGCUCUUGUCAAAACUGCAUUUGUUGUAUGAAGUGGGGAUCGGUGUAGUUAAACACUUGCGAAGGGACUUUAGAGUUGGCUUUCUCUGGCUCUGUGUUCUCACCUUGGAAAAGACAUCCAUCCCUUUUGUGCAAAACAAAUGUAAAUAUUUCCUUUAGAUGGGUGCAAUUCUGAUGGUCACUAUCCUCUCCACAGUUGUUUUGUUUUCUAGAGACAUUGGAGAGAGAGAGAAAGAGAAAGACCCAAGUUUUGAGUCUCACCUCCGGUCCAGGGCAUGACAUCUCUUAUGUGGGUUUUCCUUAUGACGCAGUGUAGGUCAAAAGAAUGCAUGCACGCUUCUAAACGAAUCUUGUCUAAACAUGUUGUGCAGGCUGUGAUGCCAUUUUCCUUGUAACAAGGAUUUAUUAGUGAAUUCUCUCAAGUACUCCGUAUAUCUGUCUGUGGUUGUAUGAAAUGAAAACGGGGGCAGAGUGCAAAGACCCAAACUCAUGCACAUGCGCUUCUUCUCCCACCCCCUACCCCUUCAAGCUCCUUUCCCAACCUUCCUAGGCUGUUCUAGGGGCGAUGGCCAGAGCCUGGGCUCCCUCCACUAGCUUGCCCCACUCCCCCCUUGCUCAGUUAUUCUGCAUGCGGGGUCGGCUCUCUCUAUCAUCAGCUUUGAAAACUUUUCAUGGUUUGGGGAGGGGUGCAGUUUUUAUUUUCCUGAACAUUUGCUUGAAAUAUUUUGUUAGGGCUUCAAAGACAACACCUGUCUUUAUUUUUUAUAUAUUCUUGAUAACUAUGAUAUAUUUAUUAAUAACCAGUGUUUCUGGAUGAGAUUUCAAAUAAAAAAGAACCUUUAAA